CAUUGGCCAAUCAGGCCGGACUAAGCGCGUAGGCGCCGCUGCAGUGCGAGGAAGCGACUUCGAGGCGUCUUUGAAGUGAACGACGGUAGUAAAGAGUGCUUUACUGCAAUGCCGAAUAAAUCCAAGAAAGAGAAGGAACCCGUAAAGUCUGGAAAAACUAGUAAAGCCGGAGGGAAAGAUGCCCAAGAAAACGUGGACCAUGAAGCUUGUAAUAAAAAAAACAGUUCAUUGCCCACAGCCCAGUUAACAAAGGUAAAACUUUCAGGGAUGCAGACAACAGUUAAAAGGGAAAAACGCCACAGUUCAUCAUGGUAUAAUCUUAGCAACGACAGGGAGCUGCAGAAACUUCCAGCUUUUAAAGAUGUCCCACCUGCAGAGCAAGAAAAACUUUUCAUUCAGAAGCUGCGUCAGUGCUGUGUUCUGUUUGAUUUUGUAUCCGAUCCUUUAAGUGACUUGAAGUGGAAAGAGGUGAAAAGAGCUGCUCUGAGUGAAAUGGUGGAAUACAUCACACACAAUCGAAAUGUUAUCACUGAGCCUAUUUAUCCAGAGGUAGUUCACAUGUUUGCUGUCAACAUGUUUAGGACUUUACCUCCCUCAUCUAACCCAACAGGAGCAGAGUUUGAUCCAGAGGAGGAUGAGCCAACUCUAGAGGCUGCUUGGCCUCAUUUGCAGCUUGUCUAUGAAUUUUUUCUUAGGUUUUUAGAGUCCCCUGAUUUUCAACCAAAUGUUGCUAAAAAGUAUAUUGACCAGAAAUUUGUAUUGCAGCUUUUAGAACUUUUUGACAGUGAAGACCCCCGUGAGAGAGAUUUUCUUAAAACCACACUUCACAGAAUCUAUGGAAAAUUUCUUGGGCUUAGGGCAUACAUUCGUAAACAGAUCAAUAAUAUAUUUUAUAGAUUUAUUUAUGAAACAGAACACCAUAAUGGGAUUGCAGAAUUACUGGAGAUUUUGGGAAGCAUUAUUAAUGGUUUUGCCUUACCUUUAAAAGAAGAGCACAAAAUUUUCCUGUUAAAAGUUUUGCUGCCUUUGCAUAAAGUCAAGUCACUUAGUGUCUACCAUCCACAGCUAGCAUAUUGUGUUGUUCAGUUUCUAGAAAAGGACAGCACUCUUACAGAACCUGUGGUUAUGGCACUUCUUAAGUACUGGCCAAAGACACAUAGUCCAAAAGAGGUCAUGUUCUUAAAUGAGCUUGAAGAAAUUCUCGAUGUAAUAGAGCCUUCAGAGUUUGUUAAAGUCAUGGAGCCAUUGUUUCGACAACUGGCAAAGUGUGUCUCAAGUCCACAUUUUCAGGUUGCAGAACGAGCAUUGUACUACUGGAAUAAUGAAUAUAUCAUGAGCUUAAUCAGUGACAAUGCAGCUAAGAUCUUGCCCAUCAUGUUUCCUUCAUUAUACCGGAACUCGAAGACUCACUGGAAUAAGACCAUCCAUGGCUUGAUCUAUAAUGCACUGAAACUCUUUAUGGAGAUGAAUCAGAAACUGUUUGAUGACUGCACUCAACAGUUUAGAGCAGAAAAGAAUAAAGAGAAGCUAAAAUCUAAAGAGAGGGAAGAGGCGUGGAUCAAGAUAGAACAUCUUGCAAAGUCAAAUCCACAGUACCCUGUGUACAUUGACUCCUCUUGCCUCAAUAGUCCUGUAGCAAUGGAGACAGAUGUUCCUUUGAUAGAAGAUGUUCAAAUGUUAAAAAAGACUGUAGAAGAAGCAGCUACUCCGCUACAGAGAGAUCAGAGGAAAGAACGGCCGCUUGUUAGACGAAAAUCUGAGCUGCCUCAGGACAUUUAUACCGUGAAAGCCUUGGAAUCACAUCGCCGCACUGAAGAAAUCCUGACCAUUCAUGAUGAGCAUUAGGCAAACAUGCCGGUUUUCUGCUUUGAACAGGAAGACUGCAGAAUGCAAACACAAAUAAGAUGGACCAGAAACUCCAGGAUUUUUGCCCAUGAAGCACAGUUCUAUGACUCUGUGCAUUAAGGUUUCUGCUUUCUCAGGAUGUGAAGAAGUGGUGUUUUUCGAAUUUCUUUGUCUUUUUGUUUUCCCCAAUAUUACCACAUAUUGAGUGCCUGCCUGCCUUUAAAUUUGUCUUGUGUUGUUUUAUUUGUUAGUCUUUAAUUAAAAUUUUGCCAUAUUCAGAAUAUAAGAUCAUAAUACACUGAGAAGCAGGAGACCGACAAUGAAAACAGAUCUUUUGGGGGAAAAAAGCAAUGUGAAAUAUGAAUUUUUUUAAGGAACAAAUACAGAGAACAUGCACAGACAAGCUUUUUUUCUUCCAAUAACAGGAUCAACUGUUAGUGCCAAUGUUUCAUUUCAUUCACAUCAAACUUUAAUUUUUCAUGUCACUUUGCUUUUGAGGAAAAGUGUAUUUUUGUAACCCAAGAAGUGGGAAGAGUACUCCUGCAGAAUUUACCAAAAUACUGGAAAUAGCUCAGUGAGCAGAGAACCGGCAUGAAUAUUUAGGUUGUCCAUCCACAAUGUAUGUCUGCGUAUAGUGGUCUCUGUGUGCCAAACUACUUUAAUUUUACACAUAAAGAAGUUUUACCCAAUUCAGUAGGCAAUAAGUUUACUCAGAAUUCAUUUGAAAUGUUGGUAGUUCAAACAAGGGUCAAGUAUAGAUAAACAUUAAAAACAAAUUGUCUGUCCUCCGUUAAUUUUGAAAUGUUCUUAAUAUUCCUUUAAUUCUGUAAUUAUUGUAAAUCUGAUACAAAUAGCAGUUCUGUGAAUUAAUACUUCCAAAUUUGUCUUUGAGCUGCCUAAAAUUUUUAAAAGGUGUGUUUACUGUCUAGCUAGUUUUUAGAACUGCCUUUCAAAGGCUGUAUUGUCUCCAUACCUGCAAAACCAGCAAGAUGUCUGUUUGCUCCCUAUACUUGCUUAUGUAUGCUAUACAUUCCAGUAGUAAGUGAGAAUUUGAAGGUACCACAUUUUCCUCGUAUCCAUGAAUACUACUUGGUUACAGCCAGGUCCUGCCUUUCUGUUGCACACAAGAAAAAUGACUGUUAAAGUUAUGCAGACUCAUUACAAGGACUUCCACUUGUUCUUCAUGGAUUUCAAAGACUCUUUACAACAAAGCAGAUAAAAGUGCCACAGACUACUAUGUAGAGCAUGCGUAAGCAUGCCUAAUUUGAUUCUUCAUUGCAGCCAGUGUUUAAACUGAGAUGCUAUAGUUUCUGUCAGUAUGGUGCUUUGACAGUUUGCUAUUUUCUUUCCCCCCCCCGCCAAUGACACUAGGAUGGUCUUUUACAGAGUGCCUUUAUGGAUAAAUGAUAAAUACUGGCCUAAAAGCAAAUAGCUUUUGAAUGCCAAAAUGUAUGUUAUUCAAUAUUUGUUUAAAUCUGUUUCUCUGGCUAAAAACUAUGUACAUAAUAAUAGUGUUUCAUGUGCUUAUAGCUUGAUAAGCAGUUCUUAUUCCUACAGCGAUGCUUACUGAACAUUUGAAGGUUAUUCUCUAAUUAGCACUUCCUGAUAAACUUGAAGACUUCUGUUUGCUGUAGGAUCAUUGUCUGCUAUGUGAACACUGUUUGUUAGCCUUGCCUGUGGUGCUCCAACACCUCCACCCCUCCUUUUAGCUAGUCUGUCUUGGUUUUUAUAAAGGGGAGCAAAGUACUCAGAAUUCUGUUUUAAAUAUAUAUGUAUGUUAGUAUUUGUAUGUUUGUGUGUGUAAUAAAUAUAAACACACACACACACACAAAUUCUUUUACAUAUUUGUAUCUGUGUAUGUGUAGAUGCUUGCACACACAUACAUUGUGCUAACUGGUAUACCAUUGUUUGAACUCCCAUCAUUUUUCAACUAUAGGUUCUGAAAUUUGCAUUUGGCUUAAAUAGUACAGUUGUGCAAAAUGUUGGAUAGUUGAGGGUGGGGGAGAAGGAAAUGUUGUAAAUUUUGUUUGGUUACAAAGCUGUAUAUGUUAAUGUAUGGUUGAAUGUGUAAAGUGUAAAAAAAUGUUACCACGUCCAGCAUUUGUCUUAACUCUUUUCCCGUGUAUAAGGAUGGACAUUCAACAACAUGAAACAACAUUCUUGACCAACAAUCAUUUAAUAGUUUACAACAAAUCUUUUGAUUUUUGCAGCACUCCCAAAUGAAGAGGCACCAUAUUUAAAAAAUAUUAGUAUUUUCACAUGUAAAUGUUUAAGUUAUGGCACAAAAUCAAUUCCUAGAAUCUUACAAUGAAAAAGUUUGAUAAUUAUCAAUAAUAAACCAUUCAACUUAAGCAUCACUACAAAUUGUUUAAUGUAUACUUUUCACAGUACAACAAGACAAGUGUCCUUUAGGCUAAGACUUGUACUAAAUUGCUUUGUUUAAAUUUUGUACAUAUUAUGUAAUUUGUUUACGUAGUGUUAUCUAUUAAACAAUAGAUGUCA
This is a messenger RNA of Erpetoichthys calabaricus (reedfish), 4347 nucleotides long. RefSeq names its product serine/threonine-protein phosphatase 2A 56 kDa regulatory subunit gamma isoform. The transcript has 16 exons. Gene Ontology annotation, molecular function: protein phosphatase activator activity. Gene Ontology annotation, biological process: signal transduction; protein dephosphorylation. The record is from RefSeq and is a predicted model, not a curated record. The coding region runs from base 109 to 1845 and encodes 578 amino acids. Gene Ontology annotation, cellular component: nucleus; protein phosphatase type 2A complex; cytosol. Lineage: Eukaryota; Metazoa; Chordata; Cladistia; Polypteriformes; Polypteridae.